Molecule: messenger RNA, 2779 nt
Organism: Siniperca chuatsi (mandarin fish)
Lineage: Eukaryota; Metazoa; Chordata; Actinopteri; Centrarchiformes; Sinipercidae
Gene: hrh2a
Product: histamine receptor H2a
Exons: 5
Coding region: 752-1939 (395 amino acids)
Biological process (GO): adenylate cyclase-activating adrenergic receptor signaling pathway
Cellular component (GO): membrane
Molecular function (GO): G protein-coupled receptor activity
Source: RefSeq, a predicted model, not a curated record
CCCACACACUUACGCACUCAUUACACACACACACACACACACAAGACUGUGGCUCUCUCUGAGAGCGGAGCAGAGCAGAGUAGUGGGGGCACAGAAUCACAGAAAAGGAAAAGCAGCACUGAGGUGUCACCCCAGCCAUGGAAGAUGGUGUUGGAGCCAAAGUGAUGCCAUGGACCACUACGAAUCAGCCACGCAGACAAAAAGCUGUUCAACAGCCAUCACAGACAUUUCAACAGCCAAGCAUAGUGCUGAUUUGCAAUUCUCAGUAGCAACAUAUGUCAAGAGACCAAACUUCUUGAAAGACUUUUUUGAUGAAUGUUGUUGUGAAUGGGAAUGCUGGUGUGGUCAAGUCACAGGAGAGCUGAAAGCUAUGGUUAGUAGGGUUCAGGCCCAGCAAGAACAGCAAACAAGUAAAGCAAGUCAAGUAAAUUAGCAGCUAAGACAGAGGAAAUAGUGGGAGAACGAGGGAGACAGAGGGAUCACAUGUGGCCAAAAUUUUAAGUCACAAUUUGACCAUGGAGACAUUGAGAUUAGAUUGUCUGCGCCUUAAUAAAUGGGAGCACCCAAACACUCUGAGUGAACAAAUUUAAUAACAUUAUAUGCGAGCCUAAGGCUUAUAAUGUGAAUUCUUUAGAAAAAGCGAGACCUCUCAUCUACUGCAGUUUAAAACUGAAAAUAAAACGUGACAAUGGUUCACAGAAAGCUCCAGCAAUGAUGUCAUCAGAUUGUCUCCAGUAAAGCACCAGUGAUAAUGUUGUCAAACGUGAUGCUGGGUGUCCUCCUGUCCCUCCUCAUCCUUCUGACUGUCAGUGGUAAUGUGCUGGUGUGCCUGGCUGUCUGCGCCUCUCGACGCCUCCGCUGCCUCACUAACUGCUUCAUUGUGUCGCUGGCUGUGACAGACUUGCUGCUCGGCCUUUUGGUCCUCCCGUUCUCCGCCCUCCUCCAGCUCAACGACGAGUGGCCGCUUGGCCCGGGCUUCUGCAACUUCUACAUCUCCAUGGAUGUCAUGCUGUGCACCGCCUCCAUCCUCACCCUCCUGGCCAUCAGCGUGGACCGCUACCUGGCAGUGACCAUGCCUCUGAGAUACGCCUCACUGGUGUUGCCAUGGAGAGUUGCUGUGGCCAUGGCCAGUGUUUGGACUGUGUCUGUGGCCGUGUCUUUCUUGCCCAUCCAAAUGGGGUGGAACACGGUUAAUGGGACAGUGCAGAACCACGGGCCUUGGGCUCCAGAGAUGAGAUGUCGCUUUGAGCUCAACAGACCCUACGUACUAACGGACUCUCUUCUCACUUUCUACCUGCCUCUGGUGGCUAUGUGCUGGACCUACCUCCGAAUACUUCGCAUUGCACGGGCACAGGCCAGACGCAUCAUCACUGCCCGACCCACUUGCAUCACUAGCUACAACUGCAGGAACAAUCCUUCCACCAGUACCACUGUGGUUUCCAGUGUUACAGCAGUGGCUCUGCGGGAGCACAAAGCCACAGUGACACUGGCAGCAGUGAUAGGGGCUUUUGUGGUGUGCUGGCUGCCAUAUUUCAUCCUGUUCACAGUGUUGGGCCUAAAGGAGCAUCCAGACCCUAGCACUGUACCAGAAUUUCCCAUUGUGUUGUGGCUGGGUUACACCAACUCAGCCCUCAACCCUAUCCUCUACGGAGCCCUCAACAGGGACUUCAGGUCAGCCUACGCCCAUCUACUGAGAUGUCGAUGCCCGACUUACAGUGGGUGGAGGAGCCGACAGCCAUCUCCCACUGUAACAACAGCCAGAGACCAUCUUACAGAGGUGACACUGCUGUGUGGCCACACCCCUGCAACCUGCAGGGCCGGUCUCACAGAUCAAAACUUCAUGCUUCAAGAAAUGAACAGCAGGACAGCCACAGCAACUAUCCAAUUUGCAAAUGGAACUGCUGCCACAGAAGUCAACGGCAAUGAAAGAUCGUGCUGAGCCUGUGCUGGUGAGGUGGAUGGAUGCGGUGUUCACUAUACUGUGGUUGCAGCUAAGAACCAGAAUCCAUCAGCCUAAGCAGAAAGAGCAAUAGAGAUUUACACCCGCUCUAUUUGGAAGCCUUCAGUGCCACAGUAGAAACACCUAUAAUACACCAUCAACCACUCUAUCCAUAAUUUAACAAAAUGGGAGAAAAUGGGACCUCAGCAACUCCACACCUCAUCAGCAAGAACCAACUGUACACACACGGCCGGCCUCUAUCCGUCCAGAACCGAACAAAUGAUGAUGCUUCUACAUGGACGGAACUAAAAGUCUAGGUGUCUAACAAAAUCCUUCCACUGCAUCCAACCAUUACGCUAACUGUGAAUAGUAUUGAAGCUCUGGAGGACUAAAUGAGACUAGCCGAUUAACUUGUUUGUCAUCAAUUUCAUGAACUAAUUUUUUUUUUUUUAAUGCUCAAGAGUGCACUCCGGUGGAAACACUAAGUAUCACAACUUCAACCUGAACAAAGUCAAUGGAAAUGGAUGUUUCACAAAAUCAGAGAAUGCAAAGGGAAAAGUGAUAAAUGGACGUUUAUUACACUUAUCACUUCAUGUGGAAUGAGAUGAAAUGUGUGACAUUUGAAUGUGUAGCAUGCAAAAUAAUGUUAUGUGUUUGGAAGAAUGUAGCUGCCUCCAGACGUCUUUAAUGUUGCUCAUUCAGUGGCAUAAAGCUGGAAAAUGUAUGUAUUGUAUCAUACUGUAAAAUUAACAGAAAAAAUGUCAUGUACUGUUCCUCCACAAUAGAAAAUUACAACCAUACUGUACCAAUAAAGAACAGCUUAAAUAAACAAUAUAAGAU